Messenger RNA from Sitophilus oryzae (rice weevil), 7414 nucleotides. RefSeq names its product zinc finger protein 608. Gene Ontology annotation, cellular component: nucleus. Gene Ontology annotation, biological process: regulation of transcription by RNA polymerase II. The record is from RefSeq and is a predicted model, not a curated record. The transcript is spliced from 14 exons. The coding region runs from base 481 to 4788 and encodes 1435 amino acids. Lineage: Eukaryota; Metazoa; Arthropoda; Insecta; Coleoptera; Curculionidae.
UUGUGGACUGCCUGCCGCUUGGCGUUUUCUCGUUCUCGUGAAUAGAAUGUCCGAGCAGAGUGCCGUGCCAAUGACAGGAAUUUAGUUUUGUUUUUACUGUGUUUUUGUGUGUUUUAGCAUUGCGUUGGCCGUUUCUCGGCCUAGGAUGUGUGCUUUGUGAUACUAGUGCUAGUGAUUUUAGUGUGUAUUUAGUGUAUACGUCGUUAGAUCACUGUUUCCGUCUAUUUGGAUUAAACUAUUCCCUUCGAACCGACGAUCGCGUUCUAGAGACAAGCGUGCACCCAGGAUAAAACGGACUUUUCCUCAUCACUUCUGAUUGGUGAAAUUUUGCCUACAGAGAGACGUGCCAGCUUACAUUUGUCAAGCUAUAGGACUCAAAGGUGAAUGACUAUUGAAUAAGAUGCAGUGUUGGGUGGCGGGGUGCGCCGCGGGGCAGCGACUCGGCGGCGGUGCGGGUAGCCGCGCAGCUCGCCCGGCGGCAUGGCGGCCCCAAUGAGGUCGGGCCAUCAGCAGGACGGCCAGGGCCACCGACCGAGGGUGGCGGACUCCUGCAAGGGGGGCGUGACGACCACGACGACAACGACGGCUACGGCCGCCAAAGGGCCCAUCGCACAGCCGUCUGCCGGCCACCACCACCACCACCAUCACCAUCAUCACCACAACCACCAGCAGACCAACAGUAGUCAGCCGACACCGGCCACAGCAACCAAUUUCGAAUACGAUGACAACGAGUGGGAUAUAGGUAUCGGCGACCUUAUAAUCGAUUUGGACGCGGACAUAGAGAAAACGAACGAGCAGCAACAGCCCCUCGGCGGCGGAUCGGCGGGCUGCGGCGUGGGCAAUAUGGCGGCGAACGCGGGCGCCGGCCCUCAGGCCUCCAAGGCGGCGGCCACCGCUAAGAUGCACAUCGAGCACUCGGCUACGGCGGACAAGGGGCUCAAGAUGAAGAUCAAGCGGACGAAACCGGGCACAAAAACGUCCGAGGCAAAACACGAAAUAGUCAAAUCCAACGAACAAAACGGCGUAGCGGACGCCUCUGAACUGACAGCUAAAGGUGGCACAGCUCAGGGGGGGCCGGGCGUUAACAACAAACACGCGCCUUCGGGUGUGGGGGUUCAAUCCCAGGGCGGCGCCCCUGGGUCCAUGGCCCCGGGGGUCGGUGCGGGUGUCGGAAGUGGACAAAAUUCCUCGUCUUCCGGCUCGUCGUCGUCGUCAUCAUCGUCGGGUUCCAGUGGCGCCGGUUCGGGCGGCACGAGCAGUAAAAGGGGCUCCAGUGGACACCGGAGAGAUAAAGGGUCGAGAGAAAAGCAUACGGACAGAAAUGUACACAAUUCUUCCGCCUCAUCAACCACAUCGAACCCCAUAACCCAACCGAUCUCAUCGUCGUCUUCCAAUCCCUGUUCCACUCCGUCCUCGGACAAAUUACCCCCCAACAACAAAACCCCCGCCGGGAUACCUCCAUCCCCUUCCUCAUUAUCCAGCGGCGGCCUCACCUCGUCGGCCGACAUGAACGGCCUACUGCGCCCCGCCAGCGCUCCCCAACCCGGUCCCACGCGACCUGUGUUCCCUGCCAGCACGGGCCCGGGACCACCGCCACCGUCGCCGGGGCCCCCAGCGAGUCCAGCGGCGGCGACUGCUCCCGGAUCGGCCGCCAAGCCGGAGCAGGCGAAAGUGGGGGGCGGAGUGAAUGGUGGAGUUGUGAAUGUGGCGCAGGGUGGUCAGGAGGAGCAGAGGUUGAACGAUGCGUCGCCGCCGCCUCCUAAGAAGAUGAAGAGUGAACCAAAGGAAACUGCGGAUGUGUGCGUGGGUACUAGUAUAGGUACCAUUACAGAACCGGACUGUUUAGGGCCGUGUGAACCUGGAACCAGUGUCACUCUAGAAGGAAUUGUUUGGCACGAAACCGAAGGAGGUGUAUUAGUUGUUAAUGUGACGUGGAGAGGAAAAACCUACGUCGGUACUCUCUUAGACUGCACCAGACACGACUGGGCGCCACCAAGAUUCUGUGAUUCCCCGACUAGUGACCUCGAUAGUAGGACUCCUAAAGGGAGAGAAACCCGAUCUUCCGUACAUAGUAAACUUCGUAAUGGUGGCGGUGUUAAGGGCGGCCGUAGGGGCGUGGCCAAUGGGGCGGGUCCUGCCAACGCGCCGGCGUCUCCUGCCCCUUUUGUUCCUCCCCGACCCGACAACAAGCGGAAGAGUCGAGCAGGCGAAGAGGAAACUCCCCCCGGCAACGGUAAAAAGGCGAAAAUCGUCGUUCCACCUACAGCCACACCCGUCACGGCCACGCCCGCCCCGUGCGGCAGCCCGCCCCCUUCUCCUAUAUUACUCGAAUGUCCGGAACCGAAUUGCUCCAAGAAGUACAAGCAUAUCAACGGAUUGAAAUAUCAUCAGUCUCACGCGCACGGAUCUAUAGCUGAGGACGAUGAUACUAAAGACGUAACUUCGAUGUCAGAAAAUGACGAAUCUAAUAUCGAAGCUCCUAGUCCUGUUACACCUGUGAAAUCCCCUGAAAAAAGCCAAGAUAGUCCUCCUACGCCGGUGAAGAAAGAGAGCAGCGCGAUAGAGGUACCAUCUAUUCUUGGAAAUACCAAUGAAGGUGGUAGCACGCCUCCUUCACCUGCCACACCUCAAAGCGUUCACGAGUUGCCAGCAGUAGCUACUAGUACUCCUAGUAUACCCAUGGUGGAUGCUGUUACAGGAAAACCACAGGCAGUGGUUAAGCCGGCUAUUCUUCGAUAUGGUUCUUCCGAAGAAUAUUCUGCACCUCCCGGAGGAGUAGGCCUAUUUUCUUCGAGUGUAAAACCUCCAGUUCAAGUCGUUUCUCCUAUAACGAACACCAGUCAACUCAUAUCAAGUCGACCAAGCGCUCCUGUUACCGAUCAAGUACCUGCUCAGCAGGAAAUCGUGCAGCCGCAAUCUUUUGCUAAUCAAUUACAAUCUCAUAUUUCUCCACAACCCUUUAGCCAGCCACCAAAUAUUAUCAUCCAAAAUCAGAAUACUUCCAAUCCCCAAAUCAACUCACAGUUGUCCCCUCAUCAGCAUCCCCCACCUUCGCCCACUCAAGCUGUAAAAUUGUCUCAGUUUAAGGUUAAACCUACCUCGGCCCUAAUGCCUGAGGAUAAGAAAUCUCAACAGAUGCCCCAACCACCUCAACCUCAAAACGGUGCUAAUUUACAGAAACCUCAAAGUUUUAAGAAGAAAAAUCGCAAGUCUCCCGCUGGAAGUCCUCAUCCGAGUCCAGCCGACCAACCGGUAUUCGGGUUAGAUCAAAGUGGCCGUGAUGAAGUCCAAAGUCCAGCUUAUUCAGAUAUUUCUGAUGACGGUGCUCCUGUGGAGUCUGACGGGGACAAAAAUAAAAAUUCAGACAAGAAUACUGACAGCGGGCAGGCGCUUCCUCAUAUGAGCCAGUAUGGCAUUUUCCCUUUCUAUUCUACGCAACAGCAUCAAUAUAUUGUUCCCAAUCAACAGCAGCAACAGUUAGAACCUGGAAACAAACCCAAAGAAUCGGAGAAAGUGGUAGAUAAAUCUCAGAGUGAGAAAGAGGGAAAGAAAGAGGGUUCAGAAUAUCCUCCGAAAAUGCUUCAACAGCAUUAUUAUCCAUACUACAUGCCAGGAUAUCCGUAUAAUAUGGAUCCAAAUUAUGGAAGUGUUCCUAUUCAGCAGGAUGACAAACAUAAGGAAGACAGAGUGAAGGAAAGUCCGAGUCCUAUAGAGCAACCUGUAAAGCAGCCGGCGCCAAUUCCCAAUCCCAUUCAAGUUCCUAUACCGGGAAAACCAAAACAGACGGAGAAUAAAGACAAACAUCAAAACGAAAAUCAUCAGAUUAUUAAAGAAAGUAUCGAAAUUAAAAACCAAAUGAAUCCGUACAUGUAUUCCCGUCAACCGCCGCCCCAACCUCCUCAACAACAGCAGCCGCAACAGGUAUCUCAGCAUCAUGGUCAUCGCGAGGAAGAUGCGAGAAGAUAUUAUGCCUAUGAACAGCAAAGACGAAAAGGAGAAAUUUUAAAAGAGCAACAGCUACAGCAGCAAGCACUUUCUGAUCUUGGUAAGCAAAAUAAUCCUUCAUUAAAUAAGAUGGCGGUGCCACCCAGUCCUAAUAUGAAGUCUAAAGAAGUUAAGAUAGAGGAUAAGAAAGAAAAGGACAUUAAGCAGGAGGGUGUAAAACCUACAAUGGAAACGCAAGGACCUCCACCUCCUCCUACUUCACAAUACGCCUACAUUCACCCAGGUUAUAUGCAGUCAGCCCAUUAUGGCGCAUUGCCUUUCGACCCCAGCCAUCCGGUGUAUCGUGGCCUCAUGGUUCCAGGAGCCUAUAGCAGUACUCCGUAUCUACAUCCACAGAUACCUCGGUAUCACGCUCCAGAAGACCUUUCGCGAGCCCAACCCCCUAACAAGACGCUGGAUAUGCUUCAGCAUCACGCGCAGUAUUAUUCUUCCCACAAAAUUCACGAACUGCAAGAGAGAGCUAUCAAGUCUCCAACUCCUAAAACUUCAGUGGCCAGUUCAAGUCCCUCGACUAAUAAUCCGCCGCCUACUGGACAAAGUCCCGCUCAAAUUAGCGUUCCUCCUACCAGUCAGCCGAGUACAACGGCUCCUUCGAAUGGAAAACAAACUCCUGGAGAGAACAAGGACUCCAGAUCACCCCCGCCUCAGAGACAUGUACAUACUCAUCACCACACCCAUGUAGGACUCAGCUAUCCCAUGUAUCCAGGUCCAUAUGGAGCUACUGUACUAGCUAGUCAACAGGCGGCAGCCGUUACAGUAAUAAAUCCUUACCCGACCAAGUGAAAGCCCGGAGCAAAAUUUAAAUCAGUGUCAUAAAGUGACUUUUAAGCAUUCCAAAUAGAUGUGUUUAAUUAGUGUGCACUGCUCAUUUUUGUAUAUCAUUCAGCCUCUUUUUGUGGCACGCCACUGGUCGGCGACAAUCACUGUAUCAACAGUAACGUCGGGAGAAGGAAAAUUAAUGAAAAAAGUAAACAGUGAACGUAUAUAUGUGUGAAGUGUUUUUAGGUACAAAAGGACUAUGUUUAUGGACGACAAGGAAACUAAACAAAAUAAUUAACACUUUGAUACGAUUGUAGAGUGAACCUGACUGACUGAUGGUGUGUCCCAAAAUAGAAUAAUUAACGAAUUAAUUUUCUAUAGAAACACUGCUGUUUUGCAAUGCAAACGUGUAUUGUAAAUGAUUUAUUUUCUGUGUAUAUAGUGUAAAGGCAUAAUGUCUUUAUCAAAGUCAUAUAAGAUAGUAAAAAGUAGUAGACUGAUAAUUUACCUAUUUAGGGUAUAUGUAUUUUUUAAUGUCAAACUUUUGUCUUCUUUUUUAUUUAAUUGCUUUAAGAUGAAAAGGUACAUGCGUCUUUAAAACUGCUCAAAAAUGGAGUUUUAAUAUUUGCAUUUUACAUAGUGUGUUUAAGAAUAGAAGUAAUUACAUUGCAAAUUAAAAAUUAAAUCCUAUAUUUUUUUUCUUGUAAUUUGUACCCUAAGGCAUAUUUAAUAGUAAAUUGCAUGCAAUUUUCUGUAAACCAUUCUGUCACUUUAAAUAUAGAAAAGCUUUUCUAUAUAAAAAAAAGUUUAAAAAAUUAUAUAAAACUAUUUUUUUUAAAUACCACAAGCCAGUGGCGUGCAUUUAAUGUACGCAAAAAAGCGUUGCCUACCCAGACAAAAUCUUAAAAUUUGUUUUUUUUACGUAAUUACAUUUAGAUCAUUAAUAAUCCCACAAAUAUUAGCAGUAAGCAUUUUUUUAUCUUAUUUUUAUUCUAGAGAGUACAUAAUAUAAAUUGAAAUUAUUCUCAACUACUGUGUUAUGGGUCAAUUCUCAUCUAAUAUUUGUCAAAAAGGCGCUUCAUAUGAUUUACGCGAAGGCGGAUUCAUUUACAUUAUAUUGGCUCUAACGGGAAUGUAAAGGCUGUGUCUUUGCGAAUCACGUACUCUGCAGACUGCAGUUACUGGAAGGCCAAUGUGUAAGAAAGAAAUAGAAUGAUGAAGUCACGCGUAAUUAGUUCGGUCAGUGCCGAUCGGUGCCAAAUAUGAAACAUUUUCCCAAAAUUUAGAGAAAAAAGUUAUUAGUAUAAUAAUUAAUUAAUUACUUAUGCUACUUUUAUUUUAUCAUUACUUAUACCAAUUUUUGCCUACCCUGGUCUGAUUAGCACUGCACGCCACUGCUAUAAGCACAGCUAAACCUGGGGCUAUACUACUGCCAAACGUUAUUUUAUUGUGAUAUAAUAUAAAGAACUAAUAAAAUAUUCUGUACUGUCAUUAUGAACUUCUAUACAUAAUUAGGUUUAAAGACAGAUUUGAUAUUACCUGCAUUUUGUAGUAAAAAUAAUAAUUAUCAAUUAAAAUAAAACAACAAAUAUGCUAAAGUUGUGGUGCAAUGAUUACAAUAUUAAUACAGCCUUAGAUCAUGUAAACUGUAUAGAAGUCUAAGAAUAACAGAAUAUAUUAUAAAAUAUAUUUAUUUAUUGAGUAAAAAGACCAAGGAAAGAGUAUAUAUAUUAUCAACAAAUCAGCAUAGGUAUGUUAAUAUGACUGACUUAUAUUCCGGCUUAUCAGUGGCGUUCUAAUUUUAUUUAAAAUUAAGUAGACUCAAUAAUUUUUGUUUUAGGUUGAGCCAAUAAAUGAUGAUUAUUUAAUAACACUAAUAUGUAUUACUCUACUGAAACAACCAAGACAAAUUGACGUAUAGUAUUCUAAUUAUAUUUUUGAUAAGUUGUAAAUAGAAGCGAAAAUGCAACAUCGAGUUCUGACACAAUGUUAUUUCUAAUUUUGUCACAUUGCAUAAAACUAAUAACAAAGUCAAAACUGAUAAGGUAUCAUAACGUCGCGUCUAUUUCUUUUCUAAUGCUUGAAUAUAAAAAUGGUAUUAAACUCCUCCCUUAGUCUUUAUAUGCAAUGGUUAUAAAUGUAUUCAUGUUAUUUUAUAUGAUUAAGGAUUAAUGGAAAUAAAAUAAAGCACUGAUAGAUUGACGCAUGUACUUUAAUACAUUGUCGUUUCAGUUUUAUUGAGACGGCGUUGUUGUAUAUUUUUUUUACUUUACAAAUUGGAGUCUGUACAACCUGUAAUAUUCUGUACAUAAAAAGGUCCUGUCUCAUAAACUUCCUCGGUCAUGACAAGUUAUAUUUAUUGAGACGCGUGCGCGAUAAUGACAAUAUUUUAAUUUAUAUGUUGUUGUUAGACAUGUUCAUGUAUUUGUGUAUAUUAAAUUCUGUUAAGAUUUUUUUAUUAGAUAAAUGUUUUAUUUAUAUAUUUAAGGUUAUAUUUAGUUGUAGUGUAUAUUGUGAUAAACUAAAAUAUAAAAUGAAAUAAUUUUGAUGAUCGCAGAAGCUAAAUUAAUUAUACAGAAAAUUACCUUCUGUACAGACUACAAGAGGCUUAUGUGUAAAGUUGCUUAAUAAAAAAUCAUGGAUCCAAGAA